GAGGUCUGGGCUGCGCUCAGGGCGAAACACCGGCUCCAGGGAGGGGUGGCAGUGCCCGCCCAUGCCACCCCUCCCUGCCUCCUGGAACGAGGAAGAGUCUUCCGACACUUUCAGCCGUCACUCGGCAGCCUAACUCCCCACUGGCAUCAUUCCCUCGCCCCGUGUCCCCGGGUGCAGGGCCCUCCCCAGGUGGGCAGUGGAGGUGCUGGCUCUGGACAUGGCUGGGCAGAGAGGAGCUGGGCUGCUCCUUCCUCUGCUGCUGCUGAGCCUUGACGUGCUGGAUCUCGCGCUGGAGACCACAACACUGCUGCCUACCAGUGACUCCACCAUCACAGCCACCGUUCCUCCCUUCAGCUCUGAAACCUUCACUCCAGAGGUGCCAAUGGAUGCUAGGGCUGCCACACCUCGGGGGAGAAGCCCAGCUGCCUCCAUCACUCCAACCCCACAGGCAAUGGGCAGCCCAGCCCACAGCACCUCUGGGUCUCCUGCCAACACCACGGUGGAGCCUAAGCUCACCCCAACAGGGCUGGGGCUCACCACCGGCACCCCAGCUCCAACUUUCAUGGCCAUGACAACCAACUGUGCUGCUGAGACGACCAUCGUCACGUCUGUGGGGACAAGCACGGCCCUGUCUCUCAGCUCUUCUGGAGUGGAAAUUAACCCGCUGACUGCCCCCACCUCUGCUUCUACUCCCCGGCCCUCGGUGGGCACCCCGCUUGGCACCAGCACGUCACCAGGGCCCAGCAGCUCCUCUUCUCCCACUGCUGCGGCACCGACCGCCGCUUCAGACGAGCCCUCCGCGACCCCGCCGAACACCGUAACAAACACGGAGGUACCCGGGAGGUACCCUGCAUCCAGCCAGCCGGCCGAGACCAGCCCUGGUGCCGCCACCCCGGCAGCCCCCGAGACCACCGCGGGUGAGUGCAGCUCCCGUGCCCAAGCCGGGCGGGGACGGCGGCACCAAGAACCGGGCACGGAGAGGAAAUGCCUGCAAGCACCUCCGACUGGUCUUGACCCUGACCCCAAGACGAAGGAAGUGGCUCUGACUGUCAGCAGCAUGCUUCAUCCGUGA
This is a messenger RNA of Dryobates pubescens (Downy woodpecker), 1072 nucleotides long. RefSeq names its product mucin-2-like. NCBI's taxonomy places the organism in Eukaryota, Metazoa, Chordata, Aves, Piciformes, Picidae. The record is from RefSeq and is a predicted model, not a curated record. Bases 218 to 1072 code for a protein of 284 amino acids. The transcript is spliced from 3 exons.